Molecule: messenger RNA, 5654 nt
Organism: Coregonus clupeaformis (lake whitefish)
Lineage: Eukaryota; Metazoa; Chordata; Actinopteri; Salmoniformes; Salmonidae
Product: rapamycin-insensitive companion of mTOR
Exons: 37
Coding region: 27-5177 (1716 amino acids)
Biological process (GO): TORC2 signaling; positive regulation of phosphatidylinositol 3-kinase/protein kinase B signal transduction
Cellular component (GO): TORC2 complex
Molecular function (GO): protein serine/threonine kinase activator activity
Source: RefSeq, a predicted model, not a curated record
CCGGUGUUGUGUAUGUUCCUGGAAAGAUGGCGGUCAGCAUCCGCGGCCGUCCAAUCCGAAGUCUUCGGAUGCGAGGUCGGAAUGACAGCGGGGAAGAGAACGUACCGCUCGAUCUGACCAGAGAACCCUCUGACAACUUGCGUGAAAUUCUUCAAAAUGUCGCCAAGCCACACGGCGUCACCAACAUGCGGAAACUGGGCCACCUGAACAAUUUCAUAAAGCUGUUAAUCAGCAUUGGCCACUGCGAGGAGAAGUUUGGGUUUACAUAUGAAGAAAUCAUCAUCUGCCUGCGGUUAGCCCUGCUGAACGAGGCCAAGGAGGUGCGUGCUGCAGGACUGAGGGUUCUGAGGUACCUCAUCAGAGACAGCAAUGUGCUGCAAAAGGUCCUCAGACUGCAGGUGGACUACUUGAUUGCCAGGUGCAUUGACAUCCAGCAGAGCAAUGAGGGGGAGAGGACUCAGGCCCUUCGACUGGUCAGAAAGAUGAUCACAGUGAACGCUCUGCUGUUCCCCAGCUCUGUCACCAACUCUCUGAUCGCCGUGGGAACAGACGGGCUGCAGGAGAGGGACCGCAUGGUUCGCGCUGCCAUUGCCAUCGUCUGCGAACUUGCGUUGAAGAACCCAGAGGUAGUGGCCAAUAGGGGGGGUCUCAGCACCAUAUUAAAGAGUGUGAUAGACUGUCAGCUGAGCCGCAUCAAUGAGGCUCUGAUCACCACCAUCCUCCACCUGCUCAACCAUCCACACACCAGGCAAUAUGUACGCAAUGACGUGGAGCUGGAGCAAAUCCUAGCACCUUUCACAGACUUCCACUACCGCCACAAUGCAGACACAUCAGAGAGCCUGCUCAAGGAGGACCGCGAAGCUCGUUUCCUGUCCAGUAGGAUGGCUAUAGUAGCUGCCUUCCGCUCCUGGUCUGGGAUCAUUAACCUAUGUAGGGCCGGGAACUCUGGGAUCCAGUCCCUGAUUGGUCUGCUGUGUAUACCAAAUGUGGAAGUGAGGAAAGGUUUGAUGGAGGUAUUUUAUGAGAUAUUUAGGCUACCUCUCCCCAUCGUAACCCAGGACUUUACGGAAGCACUUCUCAGCGUGGACCCCAGUAGGUGCCAGGACAGCUGGAGACUGUCUGAUGGCUUUGUGGCAGCAGAGGCUAAAGUCCUCCUGCCCCAUCGAGCAAGGUCCAGGCCUGACCUGAUGGAUAACUACCUGGCCUUGGUACUGUCUGCCUUCAUCUCCAGUGGCCUGCUAGAGGGUUUGGUAGAGGUUGUGACCAGCAGUGAGGACCAGAUAUCAGUGAGAGCCACCAUCCUACUGGGAGAACUGCUACACAUGGCCAACACCAUCCUCCCUCACUCCCACAGUCACCACCUGCACUGUCUGCCUACUCUUAUCAACAUGGCUGCCUCUUUUGACAUCCCCAAGGAGAAACGCCUACGGGCGAGUGCGGCAGUCAACCACUUGAAGCGUUUCCAUGACAAGAAGAAACAAGGACCCAAACCCCAUAGUCUGUAUCUGGACCACAUUGUCCGCAAGUCUGUGUCUGCACACCAGCGGAGAGAGACACACACACGCGUACACAGAGACAUCUAUGCUAUUAAGGACACAGAGGAAGCCCUGAUGUUGAACCUGAGAGACAGUCAGAUCCUCAACCACAAACAGAACCUUGACUGGAACUGGCUCCUCAUCGCAACCAUCCUCAAGUGGCCUAACGUUAACCUCAGGAACAACAAAGAUGAACAGAUGCACAAGUUUGUUCGGAGGCUGCUGUACUUUUAUAAGCCCAGCAGUAAGCUGUAUGCAGGGCUGGAGCUGGACCAUCCUAAAGCCAGACAGCUCACUGUGGUGGGAUGCCAGUUCAUCGAGUUCCUCAUAGAGUCUGACGAGGAUGGCCAGGCGUACCUGGAGGAGCUUGUGAAGGACAUGGUGGCCUGGCUGUCCUUGUCCUCUGGUCUGAAGCCUGACCGCUGUCUCCAGAGCAACGGGCUGCUCACCACCCUCAGCCAGCACUACUUCCUGUUCCUGGGGACCCUCUCGGCCCACCCACACGGGGUUAAAAUGCUGGAGAAGUGCAGCCUCUUUCAGAGUCUGCUGAACCUGUGCUCUGUGAAGAACCAGGACGCUGUGUUGAAGCUGGCUGUGUCUACACUGGACUACAGCAGAGAUGGACUGGCCAGAGUCAUCCUCUCCAAGAUCCUCACUGCUGCCACUGAUACGUGCAGGCUGUAUGCCACCAAGCACCUGUGUGUGUUGCUGAGGGCAGGGGUGGAGUUCUUCAGUAACUGGGGCAUGGAGCUGCUGGUCACCCAGCUGCACGACCACAGCAAGGCAGUCUCCAUGGAAGCCUUGGAUAUACUGGACGAGGCCUGCGAGGACAAGGCUAACCUCCAUGCUCUGAUCCAGCUCAAACCGGCUCUGACCCACCUGGGAGACAAGGGCCUUCUGCUGCUCCUCAGGUUUCUGUCUAUUCCUAAGGGCUUCUCCUACCUCAAUGAGAGGGGCUACGUCAGCAAACAGUUGGACAGAUGGCAAAAGGAGUACAACCUGAAGUAUGUAGAUCUGAUUGAGGAGCAGUUGAAUGAAGCGUUAACUACAUACCGGAAACCUGUGGACGGAGACAACUAUGUCAGACGCAGCAACCAAAGGUUACAGAGACCAAAUGUUUAUCUUCCUGUGCACUUGUAUGGUCAGCUGGUCCAUGAUAAGACAGGCUGCCACCUACUGGAGGCUCAGAGCGUGGUCCCUGACCUCAGCUACACGGUUCGCUCCCCGAUGCUGGACACCUGGGAGGGCAUCAAACAGCUGAAGGCAGCCCUCUGGGCUCUGGGUAACAUUGGGUCAUCAAACUGGGGUCUGAACCUGCUUCAGGAGGAGAACAUCAUCCCUGACAUCCUGGCCUUGGCACAACACUGUGAGGUCCUGUCCAUACGGGGAACGUGCUUGUACGUCGUAGGCGUGAUCUCCAAGACGCGGCAGGGCUGUGAAGUGUUGAAACAGUAUGGCUGGGAUGCAGUCCGACACAGUCGCCGGACGCUGUGGCCCGUCACCCCAGACGAGGUGGACAAACCGAUGACCUCUGAACUUUCCUCCGUACCGAGCACGCUCAGUCUCAACUCUGAGUUCACCAGCUCCCGGCACAAUAGCGAGAGCGAGGCCCAGCCCAACAUGUACAUCCUGGAUGAUGACAAGUCUGAGAUGUUGGACCAAUCAGACGACGCCUCCCUCUACCUGCGUUCCAAACCCGUGAAGGACCGCAGCCCCUUCACCAUCCUGGCCUCCACCCGUUUUGUACGCAACCGCUUCCUCAACUCCCUGUCGCUCCCCAGCAAGAAGUUGCGCUCCACCAGCGACCCCAAGUCAAUGGGGGGCAGCCGCACCCCCACCGAGCUCAAACUGGGGGGAAUGAGGAGGAACAGGACGGUAACGGAGCCCUCCUUCUACUCCUCGUUCAAUGGGAGAAGCAUCCCCAAGAGUCCCACAGUCAGCCUGGAAACCUCCUUUGUGGGGAUCAGGGGUUCGGUCGGGGGGUCUGAGGAGCAGCUGGGAGAGGGGAGGCUAGCCCGGGCCGGUAGAGAGGGGGCUGGGCUGGGACUGGGGGGUUCUGGAGAGCCCCCGUCCAGGGAGCAGAGUAGCCGGGAACAUCUAGCGGGAGGAGAUGGGGGUUCUUCUUCCUCCGGUGGAGGAGGAGGCGGAGGGACUCAGUUUAAAAGCCGUAGUCAGAGCUUCAACACGGACACCACCACAAGCGGCAUCAGCUCCAUGAGCUCCAGCCCCUCCCGCGAGACUGUGGGAAACCCUGAGCAUCCCGAGCCAGACUCCUCGGACUGUGUCAGCCUCAACACAGUGGUCUCUGCCAAGAUGGUCAAAACGCUGUACUCCCUCGCCCCAACCCAGGCCCACACCAACCACCUGCCUCUCUCCAAGUCUAACUCUGUUUCCCUGGUCCCCCCUGGCUCCUCACACACCCUCCCCCGCAGAGCCCAGAGCCUCAAGUCUCCCUCGGUGGCGGCCAUUAAGAGCCUUGCGGACUGCAGUUUCAUGUACACCAGCCCGCGGGACGCACUAGGCUAUGCUACUCUGAAGAGGCUGCAGCAGCAGAGAAUCCACCCGUCUCUGUCUCAUAGUGAGUCGUUAGCGUCGCCCGCUAAAGACGUGCUCUUCACUGACACUAUUACUAUGAAGACUGGUAGUCUGGACUCGAGGCUAACGCCACGCAGGUUUCUGAAGGCGUUGAGCUUUGCGUCUCUGGACAAGGAGGAUCUGCUGAGCCCCAUCAACCAGAUCACUCUGCAGCGCUGCUCGUCGGUGCGCUCCAUGAUUUCCAGCGCCACCUACGGCUGUAACGACGACUACGUGGGCCUGGCGCUGCCCAUGGACAUCAACGACAUGUUCCACAUCCGAGACACGCCCUAUUUCCAACAGACGACUAGCCCGCCCGCCGACGAGAAGUGUCCAUUCUACUUUGGCGAGUCAGACAGUGACGGUGGACGUCCCUAUCCUAUCCCACUGCUGAAGCAGCAGUUCAGUAUCUCCGAGCUGAUGGCCAGCAGAGAGAACAACCAGAACCACAUCCUGGGUCCAGAGGAGACGGGUCUACAGGAACACACUGACGACAACUGUCUCUACUGCGUAGGAGCUACUGUACUGGGCUACCACACGCAGCCUCAGAUCAACAACGCACACACACGUACUGACUAUAUAGACUUUCCGUGGUCCAGUCAGACCAGCCAUCGUCUGGAGGUGAUGCCUCAGUCCAAGUUCUCUGGUGUCUCCGGCUGCAGCGACACUGCUGUGUCACAGGGAUCUGUUUGCAGCACACCUACUGCUGCUGACAUAGUGCUGGGUGGCAAGGCGAUAUCUGAAGAUGGCCCAGCUUGUCGGGUCCUGCUGAGGAAGGAGGUGCUUCGCCUCGUCAUCAACCUCAGCUCCUCUGUAGGAACCAAGGGCCACGAGACAGGACUACUGACGAUAAAGGAGAAGUUCCCCUAUGCGUUUGAUGAUAUCUGCUUGUACUCUGAGGUGUCUCACCUGCUGGCCCACUGUAUGUUCCGCCUGCCCUCCCGACGCUUCAUACAGGAACUCUUUCAGGACGUACACUUCAUACCGAUGUACGAGGAAGCAGAAGCGAUCCUGUCGAAGCCACCAAAGCCCGUCGGAGUGGAUAUAGACCCUCCCGCGAAGUUCUGACGUCCCUGUCCUCCCCUCCCUGUUUAGGCGCUGCUUUCCCCCCCUUCCUGCCCCCCCACCCCCCACCCACCCUGACAUAGAGAUACACAGAGCAACAUAGUGAAAACAUGGAGGGAUGGAGAGAAUGGGGGAGCAAGCCUAAAAGAGAGGAGGGGAGACCCUUUGCUGAAGCUCAAGAUGGAGGGAGCAUGGGUGAGAGAAGGAAGAGAUCAUGGAUGUUAAAGAAUGAGAGUGGGAAAGGGUUGUCUCCCUCCGGUCACUUGAGAAAAAGGAGAUGGUCUGAACAAAUGAAACCUGACACUGCUAGUCUUGUUCCUGCCUAUGGCCAACAGGGGGAGUGGUUUUACCAAAUGCUGUUUUCAGACGGCUUUACAAGCCUGACCAACAGACAUGACAGGAGACACAUUACAUUUACAUUUUAGUCAUUUAGCAGACGCUCUUAUCCAGAGCGACUUACAGUUUAGUGAAUACAUAUUU